AUGUCGAAACACAUCGCACUCCCCGCCCUGACCGCCUCGAUUCCGGCAUUCUACCACUUCCUCGCACCCAAACCCGAAACCGUCCAAGGCCUGUUCCUCCCUGUCGGCUACGGUUAUGUUGUAUCAUGCGUCGUUUCAGCUAUCUGGGUAACCUUCUUGAUGGGUGUGAAGGUCGGAAGUGCACGUAAAGCCGCUCAGAUUCCUUAUCCCUACGUCUACGCUGAAAAGGCAGUGGCGGAAAAGAACAGAGAUGCUCAUCUGUUCAACUGCGCCCAGCGAGUGCACCAGAACACACUCGAAUAUCUCGCCUCGUUCGUCUUCCUCACCCUCCUCAACGGUCUCUUUUUCCCUCGUAUCACCGCUUCUAUCUCGGCGACAUGGGUUGUCUCCAGGAUUCCUUAUGCGAUCGGUUACUACUCGGGCACUCCAAGCAACAGAGCUUUCGGUGCGAUUAUAAGCGGGUUGAGCUUCCUUGGUCUCUUGAUCGUAGCGACGUAUGCUUGCUUCACAGUUUUGGGCGCUGCUAACUUCGAGAUCUAA
Molecule: messenger RNA, 540 nt
Organism: Ustilago hordei
Lineage: Eukaryota; Fungi; Basidiomycota; Ustilaginomycetes; Ustilaginales; Ustilaginaceae
Exons: 3
Coding region: 1-540 (179 amino acids)
Cellular component (GO): endoplasmic reticulum; nuclear envelope; membrane
Molecular function (GO): glutathione peroxidase activity; glutathione transferase activity
Source: RefSeq, a predicted model, not a curated record